Trachymyrmex septentrionalis is the source of this 751-nucleotide messenger RNA. RefSeq lists its product as uncharacterized. The coding region runs from base 1 to 300 and encodes 99 amino acids. Gene Ontology annotation, cellular component: extracellular region. Gene Ontology annotation, molecular function: hormone activity. The record is from RefSeq and is a predicted model, not a curated record. Lineage: Eukaryota; Metazoa; Arthropoda; Insecta; Hymenoptera; Formicidae. The transcript has 3 exons.
AUGCUUGAAGCAAACGCAGUUAUUGAUACAAAGGAAAAGAAAUUCUCGAAGUUUUGUAAGAUGUCUAUGAGUUUACUUGGUAUAGCAUUUCUUUUCUUAAUCCUUGUUGCGGACGGUGAAGCUCAAUUAAAUUUUUCUACCGGAUGGGGCCAAGGUAAAAGAAGUCAAGAUAUGCGAAUUAGAUCGAGUAAUAUGGAUUGUUCGCCGCAAGGUGCAUCGCUGGAACAAUUAUUAAAGUUAUAUUCGUUUAUUCAGAUGGAAGCUCAAAGGAUCUUGGAUUGCCAAACCUUGAACAAGUGAACCAGGAAAAUGUCAUUGGUCUUAUCAAAAUCGGAUUUAUGCCAGAAUACAUAUUGUCAGUUUAAAUUAAAAUAAUGCAAUUUGAAUAAUGUAAUGAGUCGCCAUCUUAUAAUUUUUUUCCUACUGCGCAGAUGACAGAUUAGCGUACAUAGCAGAUAUUGGUGUAGAUAAUUUUCUAUUUAUUAUAUAUAUCUCAAACACAAUAAUGUUUGAAUUGCCUUUGUUAUAUGACACGAUCUAAAACUAAUUAUUUUCAUUUACUUGCUACAUGCUUUGUACAUAAUAUGUAUUGUAACGUGAGCUGGUAUUGAGACAAGUAAUAUACUAUUUCUUGGAAGCUGGUCUUCUUGUGGCCCUGAGAACAUCUACUGUCGUACAUUAUCUAUAAAUGUUGCAAUUCGACAAAUGUAAUCUCAAAAAAUAAACCAACAUUGUUAACUGUAUUCUGAAA